Cuscuta europaea is the source of this 727-nucleotide messenger RNA. Lineage: Eukaryota; Viridiplantae; Streptophyta; Magnoliopsida; Solanales; Convolvulaceae. The record is from the annotation of a GenBank genome assembly.
UUGUCAAUUUAUAAAUACAAAUGACAAAAUAUUUGUAAACAUGUGUGUGCAGGUUGCGUGGAAUAAAGAAAGUAUGAAAAUGGGUGACAUAGAUUUGGUAAGCCAAGCGUGUACGAAAAUAAGGAAUUCAGUGAAAGAGAUGGACAGAGAGAGCAUCACAGAGGUGAUGGAAUGGCUAGAACAAAACCCCGACGACGGCCUAAUUGACGGCGAUUAUUUGGUUUGUGCUAAUCUAGAAAACCUGGACUCGUAUUCAGCUUGUUUUGGGGACAGCCUGCAGCCGAUGCAUGUGUCUUAUUAUAUCGAACCGGCGGAUGCUGGUUGCGGCGACAAGCUUAUCAUCCUUCCAUCACCGCCGUCGGGAACCGGACCAUUCAGCCGGACGGUUAUGCUUACGUUGCCGAAGAAUGAAGCUUUCAAGCUCAUGGAAGAUCCAUUUAUCCAACAACUUUCCCCUUCCGUAAAGAUGCAUCCACACAAUUAAUGCGGAUCGGAGCAGCGCACGCUAAUGAAUUAUUUAUUAAGAGCCUAAUCGAUUUGAAGCACUAAUUAAUUAAUUACGUGACUGCACCUUAGCUUCAAUUUAUUUCUGCUACACUACACAAACUAUUCGUUACUCCGUAUAUUUUAUGUUCUCCAACUACUACCAUAUGUAUUACGUAUUAAGUAAAAUAAAGCCACGCGACCUCCUGGCCUAAAUGUAAUGAUCGAUUUUAGAGAUACUAAA